Molecule: messenger RNA, 1857 nt
Organism: Patiria miniata (bat star)
Lineage: Eukaryota; Metazoa; Echinodermata; Asteroidea; Valvatida; Asterinidae
Product: cadherin EGF LAG seven-pass G-type receptor 2-like
Exons: 18
Coding region: 193-1857 (554 amino acids)
Biological process (GO): cell surface receptor signaling pathway; adenylate cyclase-activating G protein-coupled receptor signaling pathway
Cellular component (GO): membrane
Molecular function (GO): G protein-coupled receptor activity
Source: RefSeq, a predicted model, not a curated record
AAUCAAAGAAGAGUGUAAGGUUAUCCAUGAAGCAGACUGUGCUACAACCAUUGAGGAGUUACUGUAUGUGGUAGGUUAAUCAAAGAAGAGUGUAAGGUUAUCCAUGAAGCAGACUGUGCUACAACCAUUGAGGAGUUACUGUAUGUGAUCGACGAUGAGACAGUCUUUUCGAAUGACGCAGUGUAUAGUUCUAUGAGCAAGCUGAGUCACCUCACACAGAGCAGUGCAGGACUCACCAGCCCUGAGCUGGAUGCAGCGACUGAGAUGCUAACAAGGCUGGCCAACCGAGCACUGCCUGGGUCUAUAAAUGAUACUCAAGCUGAUAUAUAUCUAGAGGACUUUCUUGCGAUUGUGAAUAAUAUUCUUAAUCCGGUGCACACUGAUGAGUGGAUCUCUCUGCAGCAGACCAGUGCUGGAACCACAUCAGUAAUGAAAAGUGUGGAGACAUUUACCAGCAGCAUUGCCAGUCACUGGAACAGAAGCACGCUUAACCCGUUCACUGAUGUACUGAUCAACAAGAGUAAUAUACUUUCAUCAAUGGAAUUCAUUCCGAGGGAUUAUUUCAGCGGACAGAGUGAUCUAGUGGUUCCCCAAAGAAGUGGGCCCCGGUGGCAAAGCCUUGCCGAAAAAUGGCAAAGUGUGGAUGAUGAGGUUGCUAUUCCUGAAGAUCUCAUCACAAAUACACCUAGCUCCAUGGGAGCGAUGGUUUCAUUUACAUUGUAUGACACCCUGCCAGGAAUGGUUCCUAUCACUGCAACUGAUAGGUUUGCAAAAGUAGAAGGGAAAAGCCUUUGGCUGAACAGUCGAAUACUGUCUCUUGGAGUUGAGCCAGCUUUUGAAGAAACUCUUGACGAACCCAUCUUGAUAACACUCACACACCAAACGCGAGUGAUUGACUCAAAAACAGAAAAAGCUGUGUGUGCAUUUUGGAAGUUUGAUGUUCCACACACCAUUAACGGAGCAUGGGAUAGUGAGGGUUGCGAGGUGCAGAGUACCAGUCAGACACAGACAGUGUGCCGUUGCUACCAUCUGACGAGUUUUGCUAUUAUCGUGGAACCCCAACCCCUAGUGAAGCUGAGUGAAGACACAAUCAUCCUGCGAUGGCUGGUGAGAUGUCUGGUAGGACUGUCUGUGUUUCUGCUCCUAAUUCUAAUCAUCACUUACAUCAUGUCAAAGCGUGUGCACACCUUGCGUCAUUCCAUUCAUCUCAACCAAUGCCUGGCGUGCCUCAUAGCAUCGGUGGCGUUCGGCCUGUCAGAGUUUACAAGUGACAGUGAGGUCUUGUGUCUAGCCUCUGGUGCCGCCAUGCAUUACUUCUACCUUGUCGUCUUUCUGUGGUCGACCAUGGAGACAUGCCAACUGUACAGGGAUACCACUGUAGGGGGCAUGGUUACCAGCGACGCCGUUAAGGGUUUUGCCGUGUGCAGGAAUGGGAUGGGAUACUACAUGAUUGGGGGAUGGGGAAUUCCUGCUGUAGUAGUUGGCUCUGUCCUGGCUGUUUCCCUACAAGCGUACAAACCUCAGGCUUAUGAUCUCUGUUGGUUGGUUGAAGAAGAUGGAAUGCCAUGGGCAUACUCUACUCCUUGCUGUGCGGCUCUAUGUGUGAAUAUUUUUAUCCUGAUAAUGGUGAGGAGGGGAACCGACAGUACGGUGCGCAAGCUGGAUAGAACCACUGGCUUUAGGUCCAGUGUGCGUGCAACCAUUAUCCUCAACUGUCUGUACGCUAUGACUUGGGUGGUGGGCUGGAAAGCGAUCUACGGUGGCCCAUUGUGGACAAGUUACUUGUUUGUCAUCCUGAAUUCACUUCAGGGGUUCUUUGUGUUUGUUCUGCAAGGAGUUUGUAAUGUCGAGCGAUGA